AGUUUUUGUACUAACACAAGUCGGUCGCUCAAAAUUUUGUUUCCUUACAAAAAAUUCACCGUGUUAUUGCUCGAAUAUUUAUAAAAUAUAUUUUAAAAUUUAACAAUGUGUAAAUCGUGUGAGGAACAACCAGUUCGGUGCUGCUCAAUUUUCUAUGCCACUUUCUGCAUUUCAUGCGGUCUCUUCAUGCUCAUUUUUUCGGUUCACAAUGUAAUACUUUUGAAAAGCUCAAUUACAAUCCUGGAUUUCUAUUUGCAUAUGCAUGGUGCUGAAAUGUCUCCCUCAACUUUCCGCAUCCUUUACUCGCUGGAUUUGGUUUUUGCCCUUACGUACGUCAUUGCUGGAACUUUACUAGCUGUUGGAAUCCACCAGAACGUAAAGGGGGUUUUCUUUGCUGGCAAGAUCAUAAGCUAUUUCUUUCCAAUCUAUAACGUCCUUUAUGUAUUUCCUUUAAUUGUGCACAUUGCCGCCACAGUGAAAUUGUGCAGAUAUCAUAAAGAGAACUUUAAUUAAAUUAAUUGGGUAUAAGUAAGCGUAGGGGACUGGAAAGGAUUAAGAUUGACUGCAGCUAUUGCUUGACGUACUUUACGCUUAUUUUAUGUAUUUGAUUCACAACCACUGUGCACAACAAGGCUAAUAUUUCUUUUAUACAAUUUUGAAAGAGUCCGCACUACAAUUAAGAACACAGCAUAUAUACGCGGUAAUAUUAUGCUGCACGGUCUUAGAAAAGAAAUAUCAUAUUGUCUGCGAUCAUUCCGUUUACAUCAUUUGUACUUUGUAAAACUAGUCAGCAGUAUAUGGAAAACGUGGAAAUUCGAAGUGACUACGAAACGAAUGGACUAAAAUUUGCAAUGCAAUUCGAAAUUUAUCAGCAAACAAAUUUAAAACACUUGUCCGUACCAAGUGAAAUAUAAAUUAUCUUAAUAUAAAUAAAAGGGUUUCCCAGCCGUGUUGUUAUGGAA
This is a messenger RNA of Drosophila mauritiana, 962 nucleotides long. RefSeq lists its product as uncharacterized. The transcript has 5 exons. Lineage: Eukaryota; Metazoa; Arthropoda; Insecta; Diptera; Drosophilidae. The record is from RefSeq and is a predicted model, not a curated record. The coding region runs from base 106 to 513 and encodes 135 amino acids.